This is a messenger RNA of Clunio marinus, 1038 nucleotides long. Lineage: Eukaryota; Metazoa; Arthropoda; Insecta; Diptera; Chironomidae. The record is from the annotation of a GenBank genome assembly.
AUGUCGAAAUUGUUGGUUUAUUCUGCGAAAUUACUUUCGGUUGAAGAUGGUCAUGUCAUAUCGAUAUUUGGAAAAACAAAAAAAUUUGCUGACUAUUUCGAGAUUGUUCUUGGACCUGACGAAAUAAAGUCAGAAAAUCUUGAAGGAGUUGAACUCGACGCUAUCAUAAAAUUCGAAAAAAUAGAAGAGAGUGAUAAGAAAACAUUAACGGUUCUAGAAAUUAAAGGGCAUGACGAAAGUAAACAAACUUUUGUGGCAAAUUCAUCAGCAAAUUCAAUUGUACAAGGCGACAUUUUUAAAUUUUCAAUUUACAUUACUUUGGGUUCAUUUAUCAUAUUUCUUGACGGAACACCUUACUGCACAUUAAGCAACUGUAAAUCAUUCAAUAUUAAUAGAAUAAGCAUUUUCGGUGACGUGGAACAACUUUACGAAGUAAAUCAUGCGGUUGCAGUUCCAAAAUUUGAAAAUUUUAGUAAAAGAAAGUUCAGUGGAACGUUACCAAUGUUAAAACCAGAAACAGCAAUUGUCUUUAUAGGAAAGUUUCACGGAACUAUUGAUGGUUAUGUGGAGUUUGAAGUACUUGACACGUUAGCAAGAACUUCAAUUAUGAUCGUUGUGAAUUUCGAGAGUCAAGAGUUUGUUGUAAAAAUGUGUGACCAUUCUCAAGACUGUCAGACUGAAGAAAAGACUGUGAAACCAGAAAAAUUCCCAUUGGAGUUAAAUGAAGAUUUCAAAUUAGCUUUAGGAAUUACAAAACGUGGUCUUGUUAUCACAUGUAAUGGAGAACAUAUCGCAGAUUAUCCAGUUGAAGGCAACAUUUAUCAUAGCAAUCAGGCGCAAUUCAUCGUUAUGUCUUACAAGAAAUUGGAAGUUGACAUUCAAGGUGUUGAUAGUCUUGUCAUGAAAACUCCAAAGUUAGGUUCAUUUGGCUUGAGUCAACUAAAAUAUGAAAGUUCACAUUUUGUUUCCUGGCUCAAAAUGUUCAUCACUAAAUAAAUUUAUUAUCAAAAAUUUUCUAAAUUUACAACAUUUCCCAAA